AAAUGUUACAACUGAAACAUAUUUUUGACUCCAGCAACAAGCAGAUACACACACAGCUGAACUAGGACAUUUUCAUAGAGCAGUUUCUUUGAAAAAAAGCUCAGAUGACGGAACAAGGAGAUGGGGCCCAUGCUCAGCCUAAUGAGGAGCAACCACUCUUGGCUGAAGAUGGUAACUGGGGAGAUAUGGACAACUUCUUUGAAAAUGGUGUGGAAUAUGUUAUAAUGUUUGCACCACGUAUCUUUGAAGUUGCGAGACUUUGGGAGCCAGAGCAGCUUAACAACAACAAUGGUGAUCACAUCAAUCAGAAUAAUUUCUUCAACAUUCAUUUUGAAAUUGAUUACAACAACUCUGAUGAUGGAAAUGAUGGCAAUAAUGCUGAUGAUGAAAAUGACCACAAUAACAGAGAUACUGAAAAUGACCACAAUUAUUGCAAUUAUAAUUUUGCCGAUGAUGAUCAAAAUGCUGACAGCAGCAACGAUGAAGAAGAACGCAAUGUAGCUCAUCAAGAUGAAAAUGACCUUGCUGCUGCUGAGGUUGACUAUGAAGUCAACCCGGAUGAAGGAGAAGCAGCGGAGGAUCUGCUUCCUGGAGGAUUUGGGAGACAGUUUAGAGAGGAAGACAGUGAUGAUGAGAAAAGUCAUGCCAGCGAACAGUUCCACUGGUGGGAUGAAUUUGCUGACAGCGCCUCUGAAGAACAAGACUCCCUACUUGAAGGCAAUAAAGAAAGCAAUGAGGGUGAUGAAGACGAGAGGUGAAUCCAAAAGUGACAUGCCAACCGUCACUUAGAGUGACUGAAUGGAACCUCUUUAAUAAAAAUGCA
Molecule: messenger RNA, 823 nt
Organism: Pundamilia nyererei
Lineage: Eukaryota; Metazoa; Chordata; Actinopteri; Cichliformes; Cichlidae
Product: prostatic spermine-binding protein-like
Exons: 3
Coding region: 105-758 (217 amino acids)
Source: RefSeq, a predicted model, not a curated record